This is a messenger RNA of Ochotona curzoniae (black-lipped pika), 598 nucleotides long. It is a transcript of the gene TMEM240, whose product is annotated as transmembrane protein 240. NCBI's taxonomy places the organism in Eukaryota, Metazoa, Chordata, Mammalia, Lagomorpha, Ochotonidae. The coding region runs from base 1 to 522 and encodes 173 amino acids. The transcript is spliced from 4 exons. The record is from RefSeq and is a predicted model, not a curated record.
AUGUCCGUGAGCGCGAACACCAUGAUCUUCAUGAUUCUGGGGGCGUCGGUCGUGAUGGCCAUCGCUUGCUUGAUGGACAUGAACGCGCUGCUGGACCGGUUCCACAACUACAUUCUCCCGCACCUGCGGGGCGAGGACCGCGUCUGCCACUGCAACUGUGGCCGGCACCACGUGCACUACGUGAUACCCUACGACGGCGACCAGUCGGUGGUGGACGCGUCCGAGAACUACUUCGUGACAGACAACGUGACCAAGCAGGAGAUCGACCUCAUGUUGGGGCUGCUGCUGGGCUUCUGCGUCAGCUGGUUCCUGGUGUGGCUGGACAGCGUGCUGCACUGCGCCGUGCGCACCUGGAGGGCCGGCCGGCGCUACGAUGGCUCCUGGACCUGGCUGCCCAAGCUGUGCAGCCUGAGGGAGCUGGGCCGGCGGCCGCACCGACCCUUCGAGGAGGCGGCCGGGAACAUGGUGCACGUGAAGCAGAAGCUGUACCACAACGGCCACCCCAGCCCGCGGCACCUGUGAGCUGCACCCAGGACUCUCGGGGCCACGGGGCCGCCGGCCAACGGAGGCAUCACAGGGACCUUGCGGCUGCCCAGGU